Prunus mume (Japanese apricot) is the source of this 1584-nucleotide messenger RNA. RefSeq names its product ubiquitin-associated (UBA)/TS-N domain-containing protein. The record is from RefSeq and is a predicted model, not a curated record. Lineage: Eukaryota; Viridiplantae; Streptophyta; Magnoliopsida; Rosales; Rosaceae. Gene Ontology annotation, molecular function: protein binding.
AAAGAAAAGAAAAAAAAAUACAAAAAGAAAGAAAAAGGAAAAACAGAGAGGAAAACUUCAGGGAGUGCCAGACUCCUGAUUUCCACUGAGUAGGUGCAAGAGACAAUCUCGAUAGCUUUCAUCAAUGGCGGGCGUAUCUCUGAAGUGCGGGGACUGUGGGGCUCUCCUGAAGUCCGUGGAGGAAGCCCAAGAGCAUGCCGAGCUUACCUCCCACUCCAACUUCUCUGAGUCAACCGAAGCUGUUCUCAACCUCGUCUGUUCUUCUUGCGGCAAACCAUGCCGAUCCAAAACCGAAAGUGAUUUGCAUACCAAAAGAACGGGGCAUACUGAGUUUGUUGAUAAGACUGCGGAUACAGUAAAGCCAAUAAGUUUGGAGGUUCCAAAGGUGACAGCUUCAGAGUCCGAAGAGGCUGUUGGUGCAAGUAGCCAGGCAGAAGAAAUGGUUGUUCCAGAGGUUGACAAAAAGCUGCUUGAGGAACUCGAAGGAAUGGGAUUUUCAACAGCGCGGGCAACCCGUGCACUUCACUAUUCUGGUAAUGCAAGCCUGGAGGCUGCAGUCAAUUGGGUGGUUGAACAUGAGAAUGAUCCAGACAUAGAUCAAAUGCCUUCAGUACCAGUCAACCCCAAAGUUGAGGCUCCAAAACCUUCUCUCACGCCAGAGCAAUUGAAAGCCAAGCAACAAGAGCUUAGGGAGAAAGCUCGGAAGAAGAAAGAAGAAGAGGAGAAGAGAACGGAAAAAGAAAGAGAAAAGGAGAGGAUUCGAGUAGGCAAGGAACUCUUAGAAGCGAAGAGAAUGGAAGAAGAAAAUGAAAGAAAACGGAUUAUAGCCUUGCGAAAAGCGGAAAAAGAAGAAGAGAAAAGAGCUAGGGAAAAGAUUCGUCAAAAAUUGGAGGAAGAUAAGGCGGAAAGGAGGAGGAGACUUGGGUUGCCACCAGAAGAUCCUUCAACUGCAAAACCUGCUGCACCUGUUGUGGAAGAGAAAAAGAGCUCAUUGCCCAUAAGGCCUGCUACAAAAGCAGAACAAAUGAGAGAAUGUUUGCGAUCUCUCAAGCAGAAUCACAAGGAGGACGAUGCCAAUGUGAAGAGAGCAUUCCAGACUCUUUUAACUUUUGUAGGGAAUGUUGCCAGAAAUCCCGAUGAGGAGAAAUAUAGAAAAAUAAGACUCACUAACCAAUCUUUCCAGGAUAGGGUUGGUUCGUUCAAAGGAGGUAUUGAGUUUCUUGAGUUGUGCGAGUUUGAGAGGGUAGAAGGGAGCGAGUUCUUGUUUCUUCCUAGGGACAAGGUUGACAUGGCAGUGCUGAAUUCAGCUGGGUCUGAGCUAGACUCGGCAAUAAAGAAUCCCUUUUUCGGUGUUCUUUAAGUUAAAAGAUGUUUCAUUAUAUAUACAGUUUUUCUUUUCCGGAUUUGGUGUGGUGAAAUUGAUGCUUUGUGGUUGUUUAUUACAUUACUACACCGUUUUGGCCAUUAUUAAUAUAUGGUUAUGAAUUAAGGGAUCUUUACUGCUAUUUUCAUUUAAAAUAAACUUGGAUCAAGAAGGGUGUCGAUUUUCAAACUUUAUAAAUGGAGGAGAAGACAUUAUUAGUC